CCCGGCGGUACGCUUCGCGGGUCCUGAGGAAACUCCGCGGCUGUUCCGCUUCCAGGGCGGCGAUGGCGGCGGGCGGCCGGGAGCCCGAGCGGGACGUGGCGCGCUUCGUUUACGUGACACGCUUCGGCUCGUACCGCUUUAACCCAGAAGAAUUUAGCUAAAAAGUUUGAUUUCCCCAUCCCUUUGAAAGAAGCUUCCAAAGUAGCGAAGAAAAAGAAAAAGGUUUCAGUAUGGAAUAGAGUGUACAAAGUCAUUUCUAGAAUGCUUGAAGAAAAUGAAAAAUAUAGACUCAGGCUGAAAUACCAACAACUAUCCUGUGAAAACUCAAAUUACACAAGAUGAAAUCUUAUCUUCUGGUCUGGGAGGAAAGGCGUAAGGAUGGUGAAGCUGAACAGUAACCCCAGUGAGAAGGGAACCAAGCCGCCUUCGGUUGAGGAUGGCUUCCAGACCGUCCCUCUCAUCACUCCCUUGGAGGUUAACCACUUACAGCUGCCUGCUCCGGAAAAGGUGAUUGUGAAGACAAGAACAGAGUAUCAGCCUGAACAGAAGAACAAAGGGAAGUUCCGGGUGCCGAAAAUCGCCGAAUUUACGGUCACCAUUCUCGUCAGCCUGGCCCUUGCUUUCCUCGCCUGCAUCGUGUUCCUGGUGGUUUACAAAGCCUUCACCUAUGACCACAGCUGCCCAGAGGGAUUUGUCUAUAAGCACAAGCGCUGCAUCCCGGCCUCCCUGGAUGCUUACUACUCAUCCCAGGACCCCAAUUCCAGAAGCCGCUUCUACACGGUCAUCAGCCACUACAGUGUGGCCAAGCAGAGCACCGCUCGGGCCAUCGGGCCGUGGCUGUCGGCGGCUGCUGUCAUCCAUGAGCCCAAGCCGCCCAAGACCCAGGGCCAUUAGAGGCCCACCCCCAGCCAGAAUGGGGGGUCCAGCGGGGGGUCCCCUGAUGGCUAAGCCAAGCUCCAGUUACAAGACACCACUGUACUCCCGGGAUAUGGGGGCGGGGGCGGGGCCGGGGUGGGUGGGUGGGGUCUCACCGAAAUUAUCGUGCACUGGAGUUGUCUGAAUUGAUAUUUCUUUUCGUCCUUUGGUAUUGUUGAUUCGUCCCCAAGUCAGGAUUAUGUACAAAGGCAUGUUUCGUGUUGACUGUUCCCAUGUAAGAUAUUUUCAAUGCCACUGCUUAUUACUUGUUAGGAAAAUUUAAAAACAGAAAAGGAAACAAAAUGAACAAAGAAGGACUAAACUGGCUGCAUUUGGAAGAUGGCGGGCCGUGAAGAGCACAGACUCUGGGCUUCUUCGAUGAGAAGCUGUAGCCUCCGUUGGGGGGGUUUGGAAGGAACAGGAAAUGUGAGCGAUGCAGGCUGGGGCUACGUGGUUGGCCUCGGCUCUGCAGGAGGGGAAGACAGGCAGUCCGGACAGGCCUUGUUGGAGAGGAGGGCUGAUUUCGGCAUUGUUAAGCCUGGGAUUCACAAAACCUAAAGUCAAGAGCACCCACCAUGGGUGCGUUUUGCUAAGCUAGCCCAGAUCACCAUUUGGGAAUCUGAGCUGGGGCUUGGGCCAGCCCCUGCGGCCUGGGGAGGAACAGGUGCAGUCAAAUGCUGAGCAGCAGGCAGACUCUCUCGGUCUUUCUCUUUCGUGUCUAGAUCAACACCGGGUACUGCCUAUGUUUAAGAGACAGCAGGGUGGGAUGGGGGAGAAGGAAGAAGAGGCCGCAGGACAAAGCAAGGCAUGGGACAGACGUAUUGCAUGUGGCCAAGCUAGAAGCACAGGCACCACAUUUUAAAAGUCUUGUUUGCUUGGUGUUUCCCAAAGUGCUAAUAGCCAUUGGAGGAGUAGUGAUAAGGGUCAUAGCCGGGAACCUCAGGUGACAGCUAGGGAGACUUUAAGCCAGGGUCUGCAACAAUGCCAAAUCACCCAUAAAGGAAGCUGAAAAAUGUGACCAUCUUUUGCCCACCUGUUGGACUGACAGCCGUCUGACAAGCACCCAAAGUCCCCAAUCUAGUUCUAGAAGCCGACUAGGGGGCAGCGUCUGGCAUUACCCAGGCCUCUCGCUGUGGUGGGAUGCCACCUCCCCCUGAUCAGGCACUCCCACAUGGUUCUCCGGCAAAGGUUUCUGGGAGGCCCCCUCUGCGGGAUGUGGCUCCAGGCUUGCAUGGACAGAACUGGCUGGGAGAGUUGGUUAUUUGAGAUGUAGUACUGUUUCCCCAUGAAGCCCGACAGCCCGGAUAACAGACAUUCUCUCCUGGCUUGCUAUGUUGCUGAACUCAUUGUACACAACAGCUGGGUAAUAAGACUAGCAUAGCUCAAACUAUCCUGCCAAACGCUAUCAUCUGACUUUCCUCCUCCCACCCCAUCACCUCGAGUCACCUGUAAAUUCAUUUGUCAUCCGAAGCGGAAUAACAAAUUGUCCCUAGCGAAACCGCUGAGCGCUUUAUAAUUUUGUGGUGUAUUUUUGUCAGUAGGUAGCAGAGGCUGAAGUAUUUUUUGGUGUAAUUCUUGAACUUUUCUGACAGGAAACAAAUAAAGAUAGAUGUGUCUGAAA
Lutra lutra (Eurasian river otter) is the source of this 2536-nucleotide messenger RNA. Its product is annotated as neuronal vesicle trafficking-associated protein 2. The transcript is spliced from 8 exons. The coding region runs from base 379 to 894 and encodes 171 amino acids. Gene Ontology annotation, molecular function: clathrin light chain binding. Gene Ontology annotation, biological process: endosomal transport; G protein-coupled dopamine receptor signaling pathway; clathrin coat assembly. Gene Ontology annotation, cellular component: membrane; endosome. The record is from RefSeq and is a predicted model, not a curated record. NCBI's taxonomy places the organism in Eukaryota, Metazoa, Chordata, Mammalia, Carnivora, Mustelidae.